This is a messenger RNA of Choloepus didactylus (southern two-toed sloth), 3127 nucleotides long. RefSeq names its product procollagen-lysine,2-oxoglutarate 5-dioxygenase 3 (gene PLOD3). The record is from RefSeq and is a predicted model, not a curated record. Lineage: Eukaryota; Metazoa; Chordata; Mammalia; Pilosa; Megalonychidae. Gene Ontology annotation, biological process: peptidyl-lysine hydroxylation. Gene Ontology annotation, molecular function: L-ascorbic acid binding; iron ion binding; procollagen-lysine 5-dioxygenase activity. Gene Ontology annotation, cellular component: endoplasmic reticulum.
GAGUGGGAAAUCCGAGAAGUCCCUAGUGGCCCCGUGACGAAAGCUCAAGCCCCAGCUCCCGUCGGGCCCCGGACCCGCCGCAGACUCCCCGGCCUGCGCCCUCCCUGCCCGCCGGGUCCUCGACUCGUCUCUGCUCCGCGCGCCCCACCCGCGCGCCCUCCCCGUCUUCCUCCUGGGGCUCCGGGCUUGGCCGCGGCGAGGACCCGCCUCCGCCCGCCGCCGGACUCGCGGCGACGGGUCACUUCCCCGAUCGGGCUUCGUUUUCCUCAUCUGUCACGCGGGUGGCGGCCCCGCUGGCUGGGCCCCGAGUCCUGGGCCCCCGGCGCCGCCUCCGCACGCUCCCCGCAGCCGCGCGCCGCCCCCAGGACAAUCCUCGCCUUGUCCGCGGCGCGGGCAUCUCGACUUUUCUGUGGCCUCGGGCUACGCUUUUUCUCCUGGGCGGAGCCCCAGCCCCGCUCCUCCUCGCCGCAGGGCCCCACAGCCCGCCCGGCGCCCCCCUCCCUUCCAGAGACCCCGCUCGGCUCGGGAUCCAGGCGCGCGGCCGCAGCCCGGCCCGGGCCUGGGUGCCGUCCCCGCCCGCUUCCCACCAUGGCCUCCCCGGGACCGGGACUCCGGCUUCUGCUCUUGCUGCUGCUGCCGCUGCCGUCGCCACCUCCUGUGGCCGCGGCCUCCGACCGUCCCCGGGGCAGCGACCCUGUCAACCCCGAGAAGCUGCUGGUGAUCACCGUGGCCACGGCCGAGACGGAGGGGUACCGGCGCUUCCUGCGCACCGCGGAGUUCUUCAACUACACCGUGCGGACCCUGGGCCUUGGAAAGGAGUGGCGAGGGGGGGAUGUGGCCAGAACGGUUGGUGGAGGCCAGAAGGUGAGGUGGCUGAAGAAGGAAAUGGAGAAAUACGCAGACCGCCAGGAUAUGGUCAUCAUGUUUGUGGACAGCUACGAUGUGAUCCUGGCCGGCAGCCCCUCAGAGCUGCUGAAGAAGUUCGUCCAGAGCGGCAGCCGCCUGCUCUUCUCCGCCGAGGGCUUCUGCUGGCCCGAGUGGGGGCUGGCGGAGCAGUACCCUGAGGUGGGCGCGGGGAAACGCUUCCUCAACUCCGGUGGAUUCAUCGGCUUCGCCCCCACCAUCCACCAGAUCGUCCGCCAGUGGAAGUACAAGGAUGACGACGACGACCAACUGUUCUACACCCGCCUCUACCUGGACCCGGGGCUGAGGGAAAAACUCAGCCUCAAUCUGGAUCACAAAUCCCGGAUCUUCCAGAACCUCAACGGGGCUUUAGAUGAGGUGGUUUUAAAGUUUGAUCGGAAUCGUGUGCGUAUCCGGAAUGUGGCCUACGACACGCUCCCCGUUGUGGUCCACGGCAACGGGCCCACCAAGCUCCAGCUGAAUUACCUGGGAAACUACGUCCCCAACGGCUGGACCCCUGAGGGCGGCUGUGGGUUCUGCAACCAGGACCGGAGAACACUCCCGGGGGGGCAGCCUCCCCCCCGGGUGCUCCUGGCCGUGUUCGUGGAACAGCCCACCCCGUUCCUGCCCCGCUUCCUGCAGCGGCUGCUGCUCCUGGACUACCCCCCAGACAGGGUCACCCUUUUUCUGCACAACAACGAGGUAUACCACGAGCCUCAUGUGGCAGACUCGUGGCCGCAGCUCCGGGACCACUUCUCAGCGGUGAAGCUGGUGGGGCCGGAGGAGGCCCUGACCCCCGGCGAGGCCAGAGACAUGGCCAUGGACAGUUGUCGGCAGGACCCCGAGUGCGACUUCUACUUCAGCCUGGACGCCGACACCGUCAUCACCAACAGGCAGACCCUGCGCCUCCUCGUUGAGGACAACAGGAAGGUGGUAGCUCCCAUGCUGUCCCGCCACGGGAAGCUGUGGUCCAACUUCUGGGGGGCCCUGAGCCCCGAUGAGUACUACGCCCGCUCAGAGGACUACGUGGAGCUGGUGCAGCGGAAACGAGUGGGUGUGUGGAACGUGCCCUACAUAUCCCAGGCCUACGUGAUCCGGGGGGAGACCCUGCGGACAGAGCUGCCCCAGCGGGAGGUGUUCUCGGGCAGCGAGGCCGACCCAGACAUGGCAUUCUGCAAGAGUUUCCGGGACAGGGGCAUCUUCCUCCACCUCAGCAAUCAGCAUGAGUUUGGCCGGCUCCUGGCCACCUCUCGCUAUGACAUCGACCACUUGCACCCCGACCUCUGGCAGAUCUUCGACAACCCCCUCGACUGGAGAGAACAGUACAUCCACAAAAACUACAGCCGGGCCCUUGAAGACAAGGGGUUUGUGGAACAGCCGUGCCCAGACGUGUUCUGGUUCCCACUGCUGUCGGAGCAGAUGUGCGAUGAGCUGGUGGAGGAAAUGGAGCACUACGGCCAGUGGUCAGGAGGCCGGCACGAGGACUCCAGGCUGGCUGGGGGCUACGAGAACGUGCCCACCGUGGACAUCCACAUGAAGCAGGUGGGCUACGAGGACCAGUGGCUGCAACUGCUGAGGACAUACGUGGGGCCCAUGACUGAGAGCCUCUUUCCGGGAUACCACACCAAGGCCCGGGCCGUGAUGAACUUGGUGGUCCGCUACCGGCCGGACGAGCAGCCCUCUCUGCGGCCACACCACGACGCCGCCACUUACCCCCUCAAUGUCGCCCUCAACCACAAGGGCCUGGAUUAUGAGGGAGGGGGCUGCCGCUUCCUGCGCUAUGACUGCGUGGUCUCGACCCCGCGGAAGGGCUGGGGGCUCCUGCACCCCGGCCGCCCCUCACCUCAUUACCACGAGGGGCUGCCCACCACCCGGGGAACUCGCUACAUCAUGGUGUCCUUCGUCGACCCCUGACACUCAACCACUCUGCCAAACCUCCCCCGCCAUUGUGCCUUCUUGGGGGGCCUGGGUCUGGUCCCCCAUCCUUGGAGGGGGCAGGGUCUGUCCGUCUCCUCACAUCCUGUGUGCGUGUUCCGCGAGCCCAGGAUGAAUGUGCUGCCUUAACCCACGACACAGGGCCGUCUCAGGAAGCUCGUGCCCCCUUCCUCUCCCCUCAGCCCCCAGGUGCUCGUGGGGGGAGGCCUUCUGGGGGUUCCUUGUGUGAUAAAUUAUUAAGGUUUCUCAACCUCUCUCCUCCCCCCAAUAAAAGAGGAUUUGUAAGUAA